Molecule: messenger RNA, 1054 nt
Organism: Oppiella nova
Lineage: Eukaryota; Metazoa; Arthropoda; Arachnida; Sarcoptiformes; Oppiidae
Source: the annotation of a GenBank genome assembly
UGCAAUGCAAAACGUGUUGUUGUUUAGCGUUUCAAUUGAAUUGACGAUUAAAUGAAUGGUUUGUCAAUUGAAUUCACAACAAGUGAUGGAUUCAAACAAUUAUAACGAAGUGUUCACUCAAUUAAGCCAUAAAUUCAACACUUAUUGCGAAGAAAAGGAUUCAUUUUUAGAAGUGAGUUCACAGAAAUGGCAACAAUUGAGUGAAUUAACCAAAAGUUUGUUUGAUUUAAACAAACGAUUGAUUAGUGAAGACAUCACUCAAAAGGCGACCAAAUUAUCGGUUAAGAAAUCACUGAAUGAGUUGUUCACAGAUGGCUUCGAUGACGAGCAGGUGUGGCAACAGAUCCAACUCCAGAACAGACCCAUUCUCCAGAAGUUGGUCACACAUGUGGCCAAUAUAUCUGCCAAACAGACUUCGUUGACACUCAAUGUCUACACCACUGCGAGUGACAGUCCAUCCAUUGCUCCGCACAAUGGGGUCAAUGAAGGAGACGAUGAUUCGUUUGAUGCCAACGAAGAACUGUUUUCUGAAGAAUCUAUUGAUGAAGAAGACGAUGAAGAAGAAGAAGAUGAGACAACGACAAAGCCAUCAAAUGCUAAACCGUCUAAACCUAUGCCGAAGUCUGUUGUGGACGACGUGUUCUUCAAUUUGCAUGAAAUGCAUGUCUUCUUAGACAACGAGGACUUAAAAGAGGAGAAGAAGACGUCUGGAAAUGAAGAACUCAUGAGUGAAGAGAGCGAUGAAGACAUCGACUAUUUUAAUGAUUUAGAUGACGAAGAGGAGGAAGAAGACGAAGAAGAGUUAAAUGGAAGGGAAGCCAUGUUUAAUGACUUCUUUGAUCCGCCGAUCGGUGAAAGUGUUGUGAAGAGUGUUGAAGAACCUAAUGAUGAGGAAUCUGAUGACGAAUCAGAUGAUAGGUCUGAUGGAAGUGAUGACAAUAUCGACACACGAGAUGUUGAUAUGAAUGAACUUAAUCUGAAAGACAAGACCAAAGACAUAGACAUAGCAUUGGAUGAGAGCAGUAGUAGUGAUGAGGAAAACGAACCCUUUUAU